This is a messenger RNA of Adineta ricciae, 402 nucleotides long. The record is from the annotation of a GenBank genome assembly. Lineage: Eukaryota; Metazoa; Rotifera; Eurotatoria; Adinetida; Adinetidae.
AUGAUUCUUCCUAUUCAACAAUCACCACGGUCCGCAGUAUGGGGACAUCAUUACUUAGAACGAAAAUUUCACUCUUAUCCGUUACCAACACUGCACUAUCGUCGCGAUUAUUUAGCAUAUUCUGAAUGGAUUUUAUAUCAUUUCAAUUUACUAUCGAAAUUUCAAUUAACGCCCUCCCAACAAGAAUUACAAAAGAAAAGAGAAAUCGAACAGAUUCACAUGUGUCUCGAGUCAUGUUCGAGAAAACGACAAACUGCGCCAUCGGACGAUUAUACCAGUGAAUGGAUUGUCGAAUUAAGUCGUCGAGGUCAUAAUAAUAGUGAAAUUUACAAUGCGGAUGAACUAGUUCAAGCUCUUUUAACUGCACUUCCUGAUCAUUCGAAUUCACAACUACGUGUUUAG